AGAAACAGAGAGAGGCUCGCGCAGCAGCCGCUCGGGUAGUUUUGGCUCCGGAGACGCGCAGGACGCAGCGAACUGUCCCGGCUCCCCCUCGAUGGUUCACCGCAGCCCGGAGGAGGGACAAACCUUCCACCGCUGCCCGGAAAUCAGCGCCCAGGAGCCGCACACACUCUGACAGCAGUAAGCCUCCUCUGCGCUUCAACAACUUUCACACAUAAAAGAAAAACACAACAUCCCGGAAAAACUCCGGGAAAACCCAGCGGAGCGUCACCGCGUCUCUACCCGCCCAGCGCUGCCUCUGCUCGGCCACGGACACCACGCGGGACCGCUGAUCUGACCUGGACUUACCCGGAUCUAUUUAUUUAUCCUGAUGAAACUUUGACUCACUGCCUGGGUGACACUGUAAACUAAUCAGAAGUGUAAGCGAGUGCGCGCGUGGUUUUAUUGCUUUUAUUUGGUGCGGUUUUUUGCGCUUGGCGUGCGUAAAAUCCGCGCUAAAACAUCCAUCCGAGACGGAGACAGCGGAGCAGAGCAGGGCUGCAGCGGAGGGUCAAGCAGGAGGAACAGCCGGCGGGCAGCCAUGCUGAAGCCGGGCGACCCGAGCGGCUCGGCCUUCCUGAAGGUGGACCCUUCCUACCUGCAGCACUGGCAGCAGCUCUUCCCUCAGGCGCAGCUCAAGGCUCCUCUGGCCCCGCCGCCGCCUCCACCUGACCGCCUCUCCAUCCCCAUGGACAGCCUGCGCCCGUCCCGCCUGCACAGCCACCUCCUGGCCUCCACACACUGCACCUCCUCUUCUUCUUCUACAUCCUCCUCUUCAGCUUCCUCCUCAGCAGCGGCAGCAGCAGCAGCAGCAGCCGCCCUCACUCCGUCCUCCUCCAUCUCCAUCUCCACCUCGGCAGGGAUCUCCCAACUGCCCGUCCCUCAGCAGAUCGCACUCUUCGGUCAGGCGUUGGCCCCGGUGUGUGCCGGGCCUGGAGGACCUGGAGGAGGAGGAGGACCAGGAGGAGGAACAGGAGGGGACCUGGUGGUGGUCGUACCCCCGGAGAACCAGCAGGGUCAUAACCCAGCAGCGGGGCUUCUCCACCCGGCCAAGGAGCAGAGCUGUGGAGGAGUCGGCGUGGUGUCGUCCAGCGUGAAGAGCAGCAGCAGCGGAGGAGGAGGAGGAGGAGGAGAGGAAGGCAGCAAAGGAGCGUCGGCCAGGUUCAAGCUGACGUCUGAGGAGUUGGACUACUACCUGUACGGACAGCAGAGGAUGGAGAUCAUCCCACUGAGCAACCACACGGGAGAGCUCAACAACCGUUGUGACAUGUGUGCAGACAACAGGAACGGCGAGUGUCCAAUGCACGGCCCUCUUCACUCUCUGCGUCGACUCGUCGGCACCAGCAGCACGGCAGCUCCCGUCACCCUGCCGGACGUCCCUGAUUGGCUCAGAGACCUGCCCAGAGAGGUGUGUCUGUGCACCAGUACCGUUCCCGGUCUUGGUUACGGGAUCUGCGCGGCUCAGAGGAUCCCUCAGGGGACCUGGAUCGGCCCGUUUCAGGGAGUCCCUCUGCUGCUCGACAAACUGCAUCCAGCAGCCGUCAGAAACAGCCGACACCUGUGGGAGAUCUACGAUGCAGAGGGGACGUUACAGCACUUUAUCGAUGGUAAUGAUCCCAGUAAGUCCAGCUGGAUGAGGUAUAUCCGCUGUGCCAGACACUGUGGGGAGCAGAACAUGAUGGUGGUACAGUACAGGUCCUGUAUCUUCUACAGAGCGUGUAUGGACAUCCCCAGAGGAACAGAGCUGCUGGUGUGGUACAAUGACUCCUACACUUCCUUCUUCGGCAUCCCGCUGCAGUGCAUCGCUCAGGACGAAAACUUAAAUGUCCCAGCCACAGUGGUGGAAGCCAUGACCAGGCAGGAGUCCCUCCAAUCCUUCAACAAGAACGGCAAACCCUCUUCCUCCUCAUCUUCCUCCUCUUCCACCCCCUCCACCACCCUCAUGCGCUCCAUGGUCUUUCCUCAUUCACCUUGCCCGAGGAAUUUCUCCCUGUUGGACAAGGUCGGGGUCGGGGUUCAGUCGGACUCCAGUUACGGCCAGUUAGGGUCCAAAAACCAGCGAGUCCUGGCGAGCCCAACCUCCACCAGCCAGCUGAGCAGCGACUUCAGCGACUGGCACCUGUGGAAGUGUGGCCAGUGUUUCAAGACCUUCACCCAGAGGAUCCUGUUGCAGAUGCACGUCUGUCCGCAGAAUCCAGACAGACCGUACCAGUGUGGCCACUGCUCCCAGUCCUUCUCCCAGCCAUCAGAUUUGAGGAACCACGUGGUGACGCACUCCAGCGACCGACCCUUCAAAUGUGGAUACUGCGGCCGCGCGUUCGCCGGUGCCACGACGCUCAACAACCACAUCCGUACGCACACCGGGGAGAAGCCGUUCAAGUGCGAGCGUUGCGACCGCAGCUUCACACAGGCGACUCAGCUCAGCCGCCACCAGCGACUUCCCAACGAGUGUAAACCUGUGAAUGAGAGCAGCGAGUCCAUCGAGGUGGAUUAACACCCAGACUGUUUACUGACCGAGACCACGUCCACAUUAAGACUAAAUAUGAAAAUGCAUCUUUUUGUUUUGACUCUCCGUCCACACGAAGCCGCUGAUUUCCUCAAUGGAAUUUUUUUUUUCCCCCAUAACAGAUUAAUCUGAAAAAGCCGACUUGAUGUUUUACCAGGAGGUCAUAUCAAAAGCAACUUCAGCUGCAGCUGUAGUGACAGUGUGAGUGCUGCUCUCCGAGCAUUCAGUCCACACCAACAGUCCCUUUUUCCAGGAGCAAAACUACGGUGGCCCAGAGAGCUCAACACACUGCAACUCAAGAAAACACAUGAAAAUAGACAAGCAGAUUAUGAAAAGGUUUUCACCAGUUUGACAGCACAUGCGCAACAUUUAGGAAAAUACUGCAAAUUGAGAAAACACAACCAAACACAGAAACACGCUGCAAUAUGUUUUUUUUUUCUUGUGUUUUGUUUACAGGACUAAUUUUGCUCCAAAGUUGCGUAACUGCCUAGAGUUGGUUCGUGUUCUCACAGGAGCAUUAAAAAUGCCUUGUGUGAGAAAGCUGCUCUUGAUUGGUCAGAAUUUCCAUGUGGGGAAAAAUCAAACACUUGCAAGAUAAAUGUGACACUUUCUAAUGUCCUGAACCUUCAUUAAUAUCGGCCUAUAUUUUAUCUCCAAGUGCACGUCACACACUGAGCGAGCCGCCUGUUAAUGACGCUGUGGGCUAAUGGGCAUGUAGCUACUUCCAUGUUUCAGAUGAUGCGUCAUGUUUGUAGUCGACCAAUGAAGAUGAGUUUACAUAUCACCUUGGGUUCGUCCUUCACCUUCUCAAAAUGAUCCCACACUUUGGAUUUCCUGCCCGACAUGUUAUUAACUAGCCUGUGGAAGCUAAGCAACCUUAACAAGCACCAUGUAGCCUAGUUACCUGAAAUCCUGAGAGCAGAGCUGAUCUUCUUCCAGGAGCUGUUUAUAAGUGUGUAGGCCGAUCGUCCGUGGGACAGAUGUAAAGCUCUGGGCAGCCCUGCACUAACAUGAUCAACCUUUCCGUGUUUAUCAGACUGAAUAUUUACAGAAGAGGGAAAGAUAUCUGUCGGCUGUGAUUGGGCCAACUAAUGUUUCGACGACUUUUAGGGGGCAGCCCUAUUCUGGACAUAAGGGAAGAGGCUUGUUUAGUACAGAGCCCCGUAAAUGUUGCAGUAAAAAUGACCAUUUCUGAUUAUGAUUACAGUGUGCAGCCCUGUUUUAUACUUUUAGUGUAGUUUCUGACAGCAGAAAUAAAAUGUGUAGAUGAGAAUGACUUAUUUAUGAAAUGGUCUUUAUUGUGUUGAUGCUCGACAAACAUUAGCUGUGAGCCACAGUUUUCUGACCAAAAUACGAAGACAGAGAUUCUUCUGUUUCCUGCUGUCCUGGUGUUUCAGUGUGGACGGAGGUUUUUAGGAAAACCACCUGAAAAUGGAGCAUUUUCACAUUUAGCCGUCUCAGUGUGAACACAGUCUGACUGCUGACAGAUUUGACUUUACUGACUGACUGACUGACUUCUGCAGAGAAGAGACUUUGAAGCCACAUUCAUCCUGCUGGAGAGAAUCCUGAUUCAACCAAACCAAAGAUCCUUUUAUUUUCCCAGCAGAGAAGAAGAACUUCAAGACGAAAUAGUUGGACUCACAAACUUAAAGUUUUUUUGGACGAGGAUAUUUAUUGGAGACUUUUUGGGGAAUCCAGUCAGGUUUCCCUCCAAAGAAAACUCUUUCUUGAAACCGGGACAAAAACAAUGAAAUACCAAAAAAUGCAGACUGAUUGGUCUGUCUGUAGCUUUACUUCUCGGUUUCUCUCUUUUUCUUUUUUUCUUUCUUAUUUGCAACAGCGAUGCCAAAGGAGGGCGCGACCAAAGCAAACAGACUGAGAAUGCACAACGAGCAACAACACGGACGUCUGAGGACGACGCUCCAGUUUUACAUCACAAAAUGAACAAAUAAAAUGACAUGGAGUAUGUAUUGUAAAAAAAAACCAAGAAAAAAAUCCCAAAAGAAAGGACAAAACAAACAUAAAUUAUAUUUAUCUUCUUGCUCAUAUCAUGCUUCGGGCACUUUUGUUUUGAAAUGUUGAUUAUUUAAUUUUUGAUGUUGUCAGAUGUAGAGAUGGCAGAGACAGGAGGGAAAUACUGAAGAGAUAAUGGACGUGAUUUCUUAUAGAAAUAAUCCCACAGUUCAUAAAGCGUUAAAUAUGAACUUGACACAGCAUGUGUUUAAAAAUGUAUUUGGGUUAAAGCCAGUUUGUUUGUUUGUUUUUUCAUCUUGCUGUUUCAAACAUUUCCAGGGUCAACAUUUCUUACAUUUCUUCUUUUUUUGAUAACAGAUAAAGAUGACAUCUGAUCAUCUGAGGCACAAACACCAUCAGUUCCAAAAAGGGCAAAAGUUUCUGGUUUUAAAAAAAUACUUUCUCAUCUCUCUCUCAUGAUUCGUGUUUGUCUCAUAGAGUAUAUUUGCUACGCGAUUCAAGUUUGAAUCCAUUCACAAGCAAUCUCAGAUGUGUAAAUAGUCCUGUGUCAUUACGAUACACUUUGUAUUAAAACGAGUGAGGGUAAAAGCACAGUUAUUAUAACAUGAACACCAAAAAGGUUUUUGUGCCUGAGAGUUAAAAAAGCUUUAAUGAUAAUAAUCUGUAACUUCUCUUCCCAAAGACCAACAGAGUGUUGAACCUGCUGGAUGUAAAUCUACAGUCCAAACCAAAACUCAAAGAGAUGUUUCACUGCAGGAAAAACUGCUUUUACUUUAAUCACACAAACGUCUGUACGAGUUCUGGAGCAGCAUCAGUCACUGACAGUCAGGAUCAGUCUAUUUAUUUAUUUUAGAGGUGGAAAAUCUGCACAACUAGAACAUGUACAAGUUAUGUGUAAAUACUCGCUAUAAAAUGCGCUGCAUUUGGAUGGAAACUCAACUUGUGUCUUAUCUGCAGCGUUGAUCUACUUCUGUGAUUGGCUGCUUACCUCCACAAUCCAAUCAGCAUAAGUAUCAGUUUGUCCUACAGAACCUCCACACCAACAUGUUUCUUGUUUAUUGGACUCUUUGACUAUUUAACAAUUUUCAUACACUCUGUCUAAUUUUGUGAACUUAUUUCAUUUGCAGUUCUGCCAGUACUUUUAAACAGAUGCAACUAUCAGUCAAUAUAUAAAAGUCUGCAGAUGAAUUCUGAAGUUACAACCAGGAAAAUGGAAGCAAUUCAUAAAAAUAAAAAUAACCUAUUGUUAACCUGUGUUUCCAUGUCUUCCAUACGUUUACGUGCACAGUGAAGUCGAGCUACAGUUAUAGUUCGAGAGGGGAAUCGAUUUAUUGAGCCAAGUAUGUCCGACUCCUCUAUGAUAGGUGCAGAUAUGCCUCCUCUCAGCUUGUUAGUUUUGGACCUUUUUCCUGUUGACCUAUUACGUCACAGACCAAACAAUCACCAUUCUGUAUCUCCUCGUCCGUCCAAAAAGUCACGGCUCUGGAUGUAGAUUUCUCCAUGUUGUUACCGGCUUCUUCUUCUCUUACACAUUUAAUGCUAUUGGACUUCCGGGUCAAAGCCCGGGGCGGAAACUGUGGAGCAUGCUCAGAAAUCCUCUGCCAGUUUGGGUCUGAUUGACUGUAUACAUGCAGGAGGAAUUCAACUCCCAAUCAUGCACAAAUUCACUUCAGUAAGAUUUCAGUCAGACAAACAUGUUUACAUGUAUUUUCAAAGUCCAGUUUUAGUCGGACUGACACAAUAAAUCAAUUUUCUCUGAUGUCAUGUAAACGUACUGAGUGACAAAGUAGUUUCACAUUUUCACAGAUGGAGAGUUUAUUCCCAAAACUUCAUGUGUUAGCUGCAGAUCAUCAAGUGUUGCAUAAUAAAACAUGUUCCUAUAUUUCAAAUUUAUCAGGUUUAUCUCCAUUUAUAGUAAACCUCUUCAACUGUGUGAUGUGAUAAUAAAUCCUAAAGUCUGGGAGGUGUUGGCAGCUCUACAGGACAGAACAACUGCUCGUCAAACUCUUACAGACCUGUUCAUGUUACCAAAAGUAAAAGCGGUUUGCACCUCACUGAGACAUCUCUUUAUUCAGAAUGCAGAUUGAUCCAAUGCUGUAAAUAUAGAAAAAUACAAACUAUGGGGAUUUUUAUAUGAUGGAUCAAAGGGAGGUGAAAUUAUUGGACUAAAACACAAAGGUGAAUACGAACCAGAGCUCUGAGCAAAUUCACUUUAUGUUGACAUCUGUCGGGAUCCAAAAUAUGAUUAGAGACUAAAAGUCCUUCAGCAGUCACUAGUUUGAAAGAAAAAUAACCCAAAUUACAAGAAAAGUAAGUAAGUAGUAAUUAGUUUUUGGAAAUGUAGACAUUCGCGGACUGAGGUAGAAGUACCCAAAGUAGCCUCAAGGAACUUGUUUUAAAAAGUUUAUUUUUAAAUCCAAUCUUCCUUUAAGACCCACCUUGGAAACAGGUCUCUAAAUUUACAUUCAUCUGUUCUUCAGGUGACAAUUUAAAUCCCAAACAGAAAUUGAAUGUCAAGUUAUCAAUUGGAAAUCUUGAACAAACAGUAAUUGAUUCGCAGCAUUACUUUAUCCACAAUUGGUUGGAAAUAUAAAACAUUUUUCUGGAAGAAAUCAGCGUCUCGGAUCAGCUGAACACAAACUGAGUCUUGCUCUGACGUUCUGAUGAUGAUAAUCAUUUCCUCUGUAAUAUGACUGACAGAAUUUGAUGGAAAACAAAACCAGUCAUGCCAAACAGACUCUUAUGGCUCCAUUUUGACUUGAUCUUGUUUGCAUGAUUUCUCUGACACCCCCCCCCC
Messenger RNA from Epinephelus moara (kelp grouper), 7313 nucleotides. It is a transcript of the gene prdm6, whose product is annotated as PR domain containing 6. Gene Ontology annotation, cellular component: nucleus. Gene Ontology annotation, molecular function: histone methyltransferase activity; protein binding. NCBI's taxonomy places the organism in Eukaryota, Metazoa, Chordata, Actinopteri, Perciformes, Serranidae. The coding region runs from base 578 to 2530 and encodes 650 amino acids. The transcript is spliced from 9 exons. The record is from RefSeq and is a predicted model, not a curated record.